AUGGUGAUCACUAGCGAUGAUGCCUCUGGUAUACCUAAUUUACAUACAUAUCUUCAUCAACAUUUUGAUAUGAAGAGUCUUGGUAAGCUACGUUAUUUUCUAGGUCUUGACAUUUCCGACACAAUAGAUGGUAUGUACUUGUCUCAAGAGAAGUAUGCUUCUGACCUCAUCUCCCUUGCUAGUUUGACUGAUAGCAAAACUGCCUCGACUCCACUUGAGGCAGAUUGUCGUCUUACUCCUCUCGAUGGAACCCCUCUUAAAGAUCCCACACUCUAUCGUCAGUUAAUGAGCUCCCUAAUAUAUCUAAUUGUUACUUGCCUUGACAUAGCUCAUGCAGUUAACAUAGGAACUCUCUUACAUGGUCUUCACUUCUCCAUUCAUUCAUCAUUGGUACUCACUAGUUACUCAAAUGCUGAUUGGGCAGACGAUCUCACUAACCGACGCUCCAUUACUGGUUAUUGUUUCUUCUUGGGUGAUUCUCUUGUUUCCUGGUGA
Molecule: messenger RNA, 495 nt
Organism: Impatiens glandulifera
Lineage: Eukaryota; Viridiplantae; Streptophyta; Magnoliopsida; Ericales; Balsaminaceae
Exons: 2
Coding region: 1-495 (164 amino acids)
Source: RefSeq, a predicted model, not a curated record